AUGUAUAUUAGAGAUUUUAUUGAUUUAUGGAUUUAUUUAUCAAUUUCUUUAAUAAUAUGCAAAUCUGAGGAUAAAUUUGGUAUAGAAAUACCAAAUAUACACAGCCUUCAAGAGGCAUUUGAAACAUUUGAACAUGUUCCCAAACCGGAAAAUAUCACAGAACUUGGAACUGAUUUAUUAAGAACCGCUGCCGAACAUGCGGGUGAAGUGAAGAGUAUAACGGGGAAAUGUAUUCCUGAUUUUUCGGAGCCUUGUCCAGAGGGUUGGGAGGUAAUUUUUACGUGAUCUACACAGAUGAUUAG
Theileria parva strain Muguga is the source of this 302-nucleotide messenger RNA. RefSeq lists its product as uncharacterized. The record is from RefSeq and is a predicted model, not a curated record. The transcript is spliced from 4 exons. Bases 1 to 285 code for a protein of 94 amino acids. NCBI's taxonomy places the organism in Eukaryota, Apicomplexa, Aconoidasida, Piroplasmida, Theileriidae.